AUGGUGGCUUUAUCACUACAUUCGAUCCUGCAGAAAUGUCCUUGCCGGAAGCCGCAGAUCCAAGAACUUGCAACAUACUACAAUGAUUCGAUCCAAGGGCGAGAUCAACUUUCUGACUCGAGAGACCUAACGCAGGAUAUCUUCCCCAGCCCUUCCGUCCUCGUCGCUUACGGCCUCGAAAGCACAAGCAAGACCACAGCCAUUGUCGAAGUGCUGAGAUGGAGAGAAAUUCCGCACGGAAUCGUCAAGAGUAGGGAGUGUCUCUCGCAGCGGCACCUGCUGUCCAAGAUCUUUGCGGUGUGCGUCGCGGCCUUGGGACGGGAACAGGGACAGGGACAGGAGAACCAGACGGGACAGCAGUUCGACAGGACGGACAGCAUCAACGCACUGGUGGGGAACUUGCGCAGGCUGUUCGAACGGGUCGUGGUGGACUCGAAGAGCAACCAGAAGAACAAGUUCGUGGCGGUGAUUGAGGACGCGGAUGCGCUGAGACAACCGGGCCCAACACUGCUCCCUGCAUUGGCACGGCUGGGAGAUGUGAUCCCUGGGUUUUCAGUCAUACUGACCUCGAGCUCCCCGCGACCUCUCAACCUGCACAAGACCGGGGUGCCGUGCGUCCACUUCCCGCCCUACACACGCUCCGAAGCCAUCUCGAUCAUCGUCUCUGCCCAACCGACCACGCCUUCACUCUCGCACUCAGCCUUAGCCUCGUCGUCAGGCACUUCCACCUCCACCACCGAGACCGACCAGCAGCAGCACGCCGCGCUCCUGUCGAAGAUAUACGCCCAGUUCGCGGUGACGGUGUACGACACCCUGAUAUCCUCGACGUCGUCGACAUCCAUAGACACCUUCCGGCUGGCCUGUGAGAGGCUGUGGCCGCGGUUCAUCGAGCCCAUCGUGUCUGGCGAGGAACCACCGGCGAGAGCCAAAUCGUGGGACUUUGCGAGAUUACUGGUGCGGAAUCGUGGUCUGUUUCGAUCAGAGGGAGAGGAUGCGUUGCAUAACACGUUUCCAAGGACCCCGUUAGACUCGAGCAAAUCUGCAGCAUCGAGAGAAUCCGCCUCAAAACCGUGGCUAUCACAAACAUCAUCAUCUUCUUCUUCUAUAACGCGGCCAUCCCUCCUGAAGCGUUUCCCGACCCUUGUCCUCCUCUCAGCCUACCUCGCAAGCCAUACGCUACCUAAACAUGAUAUCCUGCUCUUCUCCCGCUUAAGCGCCACGUCCAGCUCGAUCAGCAAGAAAAUUCGCAGACUGAGGCAGACGCCGACAAAGAGGAAAACAACAUCUACCCCGAGCGGGACGCCAACAAAGGACGCCACAACCCCCACCAAAUCGCGCAACAAGUCUUUGCUUGCCGCAGGGGCGAAUCUGGGCAUGCCACGGCCAUUCACACUUGAGAGGCUCGUCGCGAUCCUGCGUGCGAUCCACCCCCAAGGUAUCCCCAAUCGGCCAGGUCGUGGCGUGAGCGAUCGGAUAUACCGUGAGCUUGGAGAGUUGGAAAGACUCAGACUCGUUGUACGGUCGUCUGGAUCCGGCGCGGCGACUGGGGCUGGAGGGACGGGUGACGACGCAGGAGACGAGAAGUGGCGGGUCAACGUAGGUAGAGAAUGGGUUGUGAAUAUGGGACACGUGUGGGGGAUGGGAGUUAGUGAGUACGAGAUAGACCCAGACUCGUAG
This is a messenger RNA of Fonsecaea pedrosoi CBS 271.37, 1677 nucleotides long. RefSeq lists its product as uncharacterized. The record is from RefSeq and is a predicted model, not a curated record. Lineage: Eukaryota; Fungi; Ascomycota; Eurotiomycetes; Chaetothyriales; Herpotrichiellaceae. Gene Ontology annotation, molecular function: DNA replication origin binding. Bases 1 to 1677 code for a protein of 558 amino acids. Gene Ontology annotation, biological process: DNA replication initiation; DNA replication. The transcript is spliced from 3 exons. Gene Ontology annotation, cellular component: nuclear origin of replication recognition complex; nucleus.